This is a messenger RNA of Xenopus tropicalis (tropical clawed frog), 1592 nucleotides long. RefSeq names its product ABI family member 3 (gene abi3). Gene Ontology annotation, cellular component: cytoplasm. The record is from RefSeq and is a predicted model, not a curated record. The transcript is spliced from 10 exons. Lineage: Eukaryota; Metazoa; Chordata; Amphibia; Anura; Pipidae. Bases 206 to 1219 code for a protein of 337 amino acids.
UUUUCUUAUACUCAACUGAAGUACAAUAAUGGGAAGAGCAGUGGUGAGAAUUUAAACAUUUAAUGCAGAUCUCUGUGUCAGCUCUUGCUACAGUCACUGUCUCAGCAGCACACUUUGCAUUGUGGUUACUGCUGAGGAAGUGCCUCCACGCCGCAGUCUCGUUCUCACAGUGAGCGCUCUCGCUGGAAGCAGCAGCAGAAGCAGAAUGUCUGACAUGAGACAAGAGAACAGUGCUGAGAGAGAGGCCCCAAGACACAGCCUGGGAGAAAUACCUGCAGCGAGACAGGCUCUGAGAGACAGCUACACAAACCUGCACAAUGUUGCAGACUACUGUGAGAAGAACUACAUGGAGGCCCCUGACAAGCAAAAGGCACUACAGGACACCAUGUCACUCGUCACUCAGACACUGGCCAGUGUGGCUUCUCAUGUGGGCUUGAUAGCCCGAGAAAUGUUACUGAUACUGCAGGACCAGAGCCAGAUCCUUCUCCAACAUGAGAACAGAGUGUGGUACAUCUCACAGCUUGUAGAUAUACACACAGAGAAGACCACCCGCCAGAAAAUUGGAUCUCUGACAUCCAGAAGGAAAAUGAUUCCUGCUCAGAAAAUCCUGACUGAGGGGAACCAAGCCCCACGGAGUGCAUAUACCAGAAACUCCAUCAAUUUCAAAAGCCUCGAUAAAACCGGCCAUGGGAUUACGGAAUCUGACUCCCGGCUAUCAAAAACAGGAACCAUGUCUCGCAGGGUUAAUUCCAAAUCACUGACAAACCCACAGUGCACCCUGGGGAGAAGCCUUCGGAUUAAAGACCCAAUACUUCCACCACAGAUACCUGAGAUGACAUCCCCAUCAACCCCACCAGUGUGGAACAACAAUUCUCCAAAUUGUGACACUACUAUUAUGGACCCGCCUCUUCCCCCGCCCCCUGAUGUCUCAAAGGAAUUCUUCCCUCUUCAUUAUGGAGAAAACCAUGUAUCGGAAAGCAAUCUGGAAUUCAGUGACCUUCCUCCUCCUCUGGGCAUUAAUGAUGCUGUCGGAUUUCCCAGCCCCGAAGUGGAAGUUGCAGACUCUGAUGCCCUCCUGGACUUCUGUGAUCCCGGACUCCUUCCUCCCCCUGCUGAUUAUGAAACAACUAAUACAUCUUGGGUACAAGAGAAUGAAUCUAUAUUCCCAGCCUAUCCUGAAUCAGUGGAAAGUCUUCCUCCUCCUCCCGCAGACAUUUAGCAGGGGCUACAAAGGGCUGCUCUCCAGAACAGAAUUGAUUUAUUGACUGACCUUCAGGGGAUUAUUGUUCCAACAUGAGCCCCAGCGCCAGCGCUUAAAUGAAGAACUCACAUUCGAAUGUUCUGAAAGCCUAAACACACCAAUCUCAUUCAGUUUAAUUAAUGGCAAACUGCUACUAACCCUACAAAAAUACCAUGUUGUUGAUGCCGUGAAUCUUUCCUUCUUCUAUUUUCUUCCAUGUUCCUGUGCCUCAUUCCAUCUUUGCUGUUAUUCCUUCGGACAUCACGGCUGGAGGAUUGUGCCUAUGCACUACUUGUAUAAUAUUUGUAAUUAUUAUUGAAAUAAAAUAAUCCUAUUGCUAUCAUAUAAUGAA